Molecule: messenger RNA, 2496 nt
Organism: Penicilliopsis zonata CBS 506.65
Lineage: Eukaryota; Fungi; Ascomycota; Eurotiomycetes; Eurotiales; Aspergillaceae
Exons: 4
Coding region: 1-2496 (831 amino acids)
Source: RefSeq, a predicted model, not a curated record
AUGGCGACGGCCGUCAGGCCGCAGACACCUCCUAUACAGGAUGCAUACGGCGCGAUUCCACACGCCAACGAUCCCACCAUGCCAUUGAACAGAGGAUACAGUGUUCGGUCGAGUUCGCGGCCUAAUUCCGUUGUGGUCAGUAAUCCGGGGUAUAGUUUCGGCCACGGGAGUCUUAUCGAGGCGUCACCGAUCUCUCACAACACGCGCUUCCACGAGGAGCUGGAUCUCGCUAGUCAGCGCGGCUCCGUGGUCGACGGGCCCUCGACGGCGAUGCACCCACCACAUUCUGCCACGCCGUCACGGUCGGGCACCCUGCGAAAGAAGUCGUCGCUUACCAAAAAGGGGAGUCUGCGCCGCAGUGGGAGCAGGCGGAGCCUCCGCGCAGGCAGCGUGAGGAGCCUCAAUCUAGGCGACAAGGAGAAAUACAGUGCCGACGGCCAGGAUGAUUACAACAGUGCCUUUUACGUUCCCAUCCCAACCGAUAGCAACCCUACAGAGGUACUCGCAAACAGGUUUCAAGCCUGGCGAAAGGUAUUGAAGGACCUCAUUGUGUUCUUCAAGGACCUUCAAAAGUCCUACGAGUCGCGAUCGAAGCUCCUUUUGUCCGCAUCGAACGUCAUCAAUAACACACAGAUCCCCCCACUCUUUCUUCAAUCCGGAGGACUGGCAGACGCCACGGAUAUCUUGCGCGACUACCACCGACAAGGUAUUCUUGAAGCGAACAAGGCCAAAGAUGUGGAAAAUGAAGUCAUCCUCCAGUUGACGGGUUUGCGAAGCGAUCUACAACAGAAGACCAAAGAAAUUAAAAAUCUGUCGAGCGACUUUAAGAACUCCGUCGACAAGGAGGUGGAAGGGACUCGUAAAACUGUCCGGAAUCUGCAGGAAUCGCUGGGACUAGUCGACACCGAUCCCUCGGCAACCUCGGGCAAGGGUGACCCCUUCAUCGUUCGCCUGCAGGUUGACAGGCAGAUCGAGAAGCAAGUCGAGGAGGAAAAUUAUCUGCACAGGGCGUUUCUAAAUCUCGAGAGCUCCGGGCGAGAGCUUGAAUCCAUUGUAGUCGGUGAGAUUCAAAAGGCUUAUAACGCUUACGCGAACAUCCUCAAGCGCGAAGCUGAUGAGGCCUACGACACGUUUGAGAAACUGCGGGCCGGUCCAUUAUCUAUGCCCAAGGACCAUGAAUGGAAUGCCUUUAUCGCCAACACAGAUGAACUGGUGGAUCCCAGGAUUCCUUUGCGCCAUGUCGAGAACAUUACUUAUCCGGGCAAGGACCACCCUGCGGCCGUCGAUGUUCGGUCGGGGAUGCUGGAACGCAAGAGCAAGUACCUGAAAAGCUACACGCCCGGCUGGUAUGUGUUAUCGCCCACUCAUCUACAUGAGUUCAAGUCGGCAGAUCGUGUGGCAUGGCAAACACCCGUGAUGUCGCUCUAUCUGCCCGAGCAGAAACUUGGUUCUCAUUCGCAGCCAGACUCGACCUCGCAUAAGUUUAUGCUCAAGGGUCGCCAGACGGGGACCAUCCACCGCGGUCACUCGUGGGUAUUCCGGGCCGAGUCCUACGAGACAAUGAUGGCCUGGUACGAGGACAUUGAGAAUCUGAUCGGCAAGACCGGUGAAGCCCGCAAUGCCUUUGUGCGCCGCCACGUCCGAACGGUGAGCGGGGCCAGCUUCCGGACAACGUCUGGGAGCAGUGACGGGGUUAUGGACGAGGACGAGGCUGACCGAACCCCGUACUCUGCCGAUUCCGUGGUGCUGAAUCAAGACCCGGCCAUGGCGCCUGGAAUGCGUCCUCAGCCUGGCGGGCGGUUUCCCAGCGACGUACAUAUCGACCGACACUUGCAAACCCCCAUGUCGCCGUCCAGCGGUGAGAGCUCAGGCGACAAGGACCUACCGGCCGGGGCGGCGAUGAUGUCAGAAGGAGGCAUCGCCUAUCUUCCCCCCAGUCAUAACUCUGUCUCCGGCCAGGGCAGAGAGACCGCCCCGACGACAAGGUCUGUAACCAGUAGUACGGAACCAGUCAACAGAAUCCCUCUGGAGCAGGACCAUAACUACUAUGGUGAGUGGGUGGGUGUUGCUCCUCCACAACAGUUUCAACGCCAGGCUUCUUCCCCAGGGUCAUACGACGAGAAGCAAGCCGUCCUGGCUCCCUAUAGUUCCCAGCGGAAAGGCAGCGGAUCUACAGUCCCCACGACCACCAACAACACUACUGUCCCGACCUCGGUAGAAGAAAACCAUACCUCCUACAUCCCCGUCGCUGCGGGCGGAUAUUUUGCCUCUCAGCAGCAACAACAACAACAACAACAACAACAACAACAACAACAACAACAACAAACCGAUAGAGAAGAUGAGGUUAUAUACCAACCUACCGCCCUGUCAAUGCCAUCACCCAACGGUGACGUUGACGGUGAACCAAAACGGCCCCCCGCAACAUCCAAGUUGAGCGCAACAACUCUCGGACUGCGCAUUCCAGGUCGUUACCCACCACCAAACAUCGCUGCUUGA